UAUACAGCACAAAGGUUAUCAUUCCAUUGAGAUUCAUUAUCCCAACGCCAUUCUCUAUAUAAAUGUCUCAGGCAUACGAUGAGAAAAACGUACCUCAUUAUUACAUAAAACAUAUACACACCUUACGUAUUGAAUUAUUAAUUAGCACACAACAUAUGGCUAACUUGAAGUUUUUGAUGUGUCUGUUCUUGAUCUGUGUUUCGUUGUCGCGAUCAUCAGCAUCUCGGCCAUUGCAGCAACGGUUUGCAAAAGCAGAUGGAAGUAGACGAGGGCGUAUGAUGCGAGAAGCAGAAGAAGUGUUGAAAGCUAAUAUGGAAAAACUAAUGGAGAGAGGUUUUAAUGAGUCCAUGAGACUAAGCCCUGGAGGUCCUGAUCCUCGUCAUCAUUGAGUACGAACUCUCGUAGAUUUAAAGUUCCAUGGAUGUAUUUUUUUCUCUUUUUCUCAAUCGAGAACCGGUUUAGAAGAAAUUAAAACAUAUUGAUCCGUUUUGUAUUGUAGCCUUGUUUGUCCGUUCGGUAUAACCAAAAUAAAUCGAGGUAUC
This is a messenger RNA of Raphanus sativus (radish), 542 nucleotides long. RefSeq names its product CLAVATA3/ESR (CLE)-related protein 1-like. Lineage: Eukaryota; Viridiplantae; Streptophyta; Magnoliopsida; Brassicales; Brassicaceae. The transcript has a single exon. The coding region runs from base 63 to 389 and encodes 108 amino acids. Gene Ontology annotation, biological process: cell-cell signaling involved in cell fate commitment. The record is from RefSeq and is a predicted model, not a curated record. Gene Ontology annotation, molecular function: receptor serine/threonine kinase binding.